Molecule: messenger RNA, 596 nt
Organism: Drosophila eugracilis
Lineage: Eukaryota; Metazoa; Arthropoda; Insecta; Diptera; Drosophilidae
Exons: 2
Coding region: 50-592 (180 amino acids)
Source: RefSeq, a predicted model, not a curated record
UAAGCCCUCGGAAUCAGUUGAUUGAAACUCAGCCCUCAAAGCCGUUAAAAUGGGUUUCUCUUCUGGCUCAGCUCAGCAUUUUGUGGUGGUGCUGGGAAUCAUUUUACUGACCACCAAUCCUUUGGUUCAAGCAAGAGAGCUAAGACUUCGCAAGUUUGAGAAGAGGAACGAGGAUACCGAGUAUCUGGAAUGCCUAGUAGGUGUCGCCAGGUCCGAGAUAAACUUAUUGGAAGUUUAUGGAGAACUCAAACUUCAUCAUCAUAUCGACAACGAUUGGACGAUUGAAUUUAUUAUUUUACGAGCCGACGAAAGCGAUGGCGAAUACGACAGUUUACUUCAGAUUGAAUUGCCAGUGUGUGACUUUAUGGAGAGCUACUAUAAAAUAUUCUACGAACAAAUCAAGGAUUACUCGAAUGCUCCGGAACCAGGCACAUGCCCCUUACCGAAGGGGAAGUAUCGCUUAAGGGACUAUCCGUUAAACGUUCAUCUGCUAAAGAAAUUUAUUGCUCCUGGUCACUAUCGUCUUAAGUAUAAACUAAAAAAAGAUGACUCCCCAAAAUUAUAUUAUAGGAUGGAAAUAAAGUUAGACUAAAGAA